Podarcis raffonei (Aeolian wall lizard) is the source of this 3642-nucleotide messenger RNA. RefSeq lists its product as uncharacterized. The transcript has 4 exons. Lineage: Eukaryota; Metazoa; Chordata; Lepidosauria; Squamata; Lacertidae. Gene Ontology annotation, biological process: positive regulation of DNA-templated transcription. The record is from RefSeq and is a predicted model, not a curated record. The coding region runs from base 1975 to 3213 and encodes 412 amino acids. Gene Ontology annotation, cellular component: nuclear body.
UCGCAAGACGUUUCGUCUUGUGAAACAAGCCCAUAGGGAAAUUCGUCUUGCGGAACGACUCAAAAAACGGAAAACCCUUUCGUCUAGCGAGUUUUUCGUCUUGCGAGGCAUUCGUCUUGCGGGGCACCACUGUAUUAACUGGGAAAGGAAGAACCCAGAAGUUGGUACAAUUAAGGCAAAGCGUGCCAACGUGAGUGCAUGUGUCCCACAGAGACCUUUCGUGGCACCCUUAGGGUCUGCUCUGCCAGCUAAAAUUAGGCUUGAAAAGAGCAUUCUGUUGUAGCUAAUAGAAUAGAUUGUGGUGUGAACUUGAUUGUGGUGCCCACAACUGUUUCUCCACUUUGCAAAUGUGUCCUUAAGCUCAGAAAGGUUGUUGACCCCUGAAUUAAGGUAACAAUUCUGGUGAAUAUCAGAUUCUGUUUGUUUUGUGUUUUCAUAUAAAUUCAGCGGAAUACAAGUAAAGGAAUUAGGGCAGUCACAAGUUGAUGCCUGUUGUGUGUAGCUACUAAAUAAGUAGGGCUUUAUAUGGGAGAAGACAGACAUAUAGAUACUGCACAGCCCCAAACAUGAGUUGCUUAUGCUGGCAAAAAAAAAGUAAUAUUUGUGUGCUGAGGAUGCAAUGUUAAUAAAAUAGAGAAUCGUUUUUGUGAUUUUGUAAUAAGCAAAAACAAUGUUUAGAGCAUCAGCGGAGUUAAAAUAUAUAAACUGGACUUAGCAAAAGAGGAAGCUGGGAGAGAGAAACCUAAGCCAAGAGAAUAGCAGCCAUUUGUCAUCAUACUCAUAUUCUUUUUUUAUUACUUAAAUUAUAUGGUAUCUCUAUAUUGUAUAAUGUAUUUAUAUUUCUGAAUGUAAAGACAUUUGGACCUAAUUAGGUAACCAAAAAUAGUAAAUAACUAUAGAUAUAUUGAUAUCUUAUUCUUUUAUUGUUUGUUUAAAAUAAUUAUAUACUGCUGUUCCUCAUUAACAAGACCAGGGUAGUGUACAAUAAAAGUUUUUUAAAAACCAGUAAAAUGUAACUGACAAUGUUUAUGUGAUUUGUUUUGUAGCUCUUUUCCGUGUUUACAGUUCAUUUCAGUUCAUUUGACUUUAGAUGGCCUUGGGUGCUUGUAAGAAAUUAGUACAGAAAGUUUUGACACUACUGUUAUUGUAUUGCUGGUCGUAAAUAGAGCUACACAUUGAUAAGUGCCAACUGGCAAACCCAAUUUAAGAGUCAUCUGAGGCUAAUUUGUUUGUAGCAAAAGCUUUACCGGCAACGCCCUGCUGGUAUAGGAAAGGCAAUAAGUCAGUUCCAGCCCAGUCCUGUGUGCUAAAUCUACUGUGUUUAGCGCAGUGUCCUCUCAAGUGAGAGUAAAGGAUUUCAGCCCUAAUUUCAAUGCCUUCUGCCUUUGCAUUUAUGCCAGAAGGAAGUGGACUGCCUAUCCCUGCCAAAAGUUGAAAAACUCUUCUGCUAGGCUCUACAGCAAUAUCAGUGCCCCGAAUCAGUGAGCUCUGCUUGGUGGCUUGUGCAGUGGGGUUUAAUGGGCUUUUUCUGUUGUCUGUUGCAGGGGCUGAACGCCUUCUUGAAGACUCUGCUCAAAGCACAGGAGGGGGGAGGGAAAGUGAGAAGGGGAGAUCUAGGGAGAUCAUGGAAGAGAAUGGCGAGGAUGUGACUUCCUUGGCGGCCUACAUUUCAACAGAUGGCAGUUACACAGGCCAACUUGCGGGAACAAAGAUGCGAGACGCGUGUCUCUCGUAACGUUUGUGGGAGGUGCACAUGUCUCAGCGGGGGAGUUGCCAGCGUGACCAUAGAGUGCAUUGUACAGAGCGUCCCGCCUCUCUCUAUCCGCACUCUAUCGUUAGGAGCUUCCUUGUUACACUCCCCCUCCUUCCCGCUAGUGCUCUUUUUACUGCGCCCCAGUUGAGACAGUUUCCUGCUGCCAUUUUAAAAACAAAUUCCUGCCACCGAUAUUGGCCGGGUCACCCUCGGAGCACACCAUGUUGUCUGAUACCCUUCCAGAGACGGUGCCGAUGCCGAACCACGGCACCAUGGCAGCUUCUUCGCAGGGCUCUUCGUCUGCCACGAAAUCGAGGCGCCAGCCCGUUUGGACCGAUGAGGAAACCCGGGCCUUCAUCCAGGUUUGGGGCGACGAUGCUGUGCAGAGCGCCCUGGCGUCCAACUACCGCACGGUCGCGCAGUUCCAGUGGAUCGCGGACGAAAUGCGAGCUCGGGGUUACAACCGGGACUGGGAGCAGUGCCGCGAGCGGGCCAAAGUGCUGCGGCGUGGCUUCAAAGAGAUAGUGGAUGGCAACAGCAACGCCGGCCACGGGCGCAGAGUGUGGCCGUACUACGAAGAGCUCAACCGGUUCCUCUGCAUCAAGCAAAACCUGGUCGUUCCGCGGCUUUCAGGGAGCAACGCGCGGCCACCGGUGGAUCGCCGGCGCCGGGAACACAGGGAGACUCAGGACCCUGCCUACGAACCGCCUUCCUCGGUUGGGAAAGGUGACAAAGGGACUUUUGAAGAGCCGGAUGGGGACUGCUUGCUCUUGCCAGAAUCAGCUGGGUCGCAGCACAGUGAAGCCAACAUGGAAAACCAAGUGGGGUCUCCGGCAGCCAACUCCGAUAUAUCCAUGGACGGCAGUGCCGGCCCUGGCACUCCGACAGAUCCAUUGCCAUCCAAUGACUCGAUUUCUGCGCCGAACCUGCGCCCUCGACCGCUGACGGCCGCCGAGAGGAUGCGCAACCUCCGUUGCCGGCAGAGGAAGAGGAGGGGGGACACCUUGAAGGAGCUCAUGGAAGUCACCUCGCAGGCCACCAGCGAACUUGUCCGGACACUGUCUGACCUCACGCACAAGGAGGUGGCUUCCUUUGAGCGUGCCUACAAGGAGGACCUCUCGGCCCGCAAAGACGAGAUGGAGCAGAGCGCGGAGGACAUUGGGAGGCUCGUCAGCGCCCUGGAAUCGAGCGAUCAGACGCUCAAGGAGCAGCUGAGCAGCCAGACCAGCGUGUUGCAGGGCAUCCUGGAAGUUAUGAAAGACAUACGGGGCAGAACGUCAUACAGUCCGCCCUACCCUUCUCAGUAUUACGACUUCCCGGGCCCUAGCAUGAUGCAUGCGGCGGCCACCUCCUCAAACGGCCAAGAGAUGCCCUGCCCCUCCCCUUCCAGCCUCGCAUUCGCUUCCCAGCAAUCAGCCACCAGCAACGGAGACGUCUCUCCCCGGAAGCGAAUGAAAUGAAAACUGCCGCAACCCAGAGGCCCGUCUCAUUUUAGUCUCAUUGUGGGAGCGGGGAAUCCUCCAUCCCUCCAGCUGUCCGUUCUUCUCGUUACAACAUAUAUAUUGCUUUUCUUAUUGCAUAGUUAGAAUGUGUUUUCACCACAUUUACACGUGUGUCUCCCCACAGCGCUAACGGUUGUGUGGAAACGGCUGCCAGCAAUGUACAUUUAAAUUUAUUCUUAUUGGGGGGGGGUUGGGUUCCUUUUUUUUUAGUGUACCUACAUCUGUUUCCCUUCCAUCUUGUUUCCAGAGGAAUGCAGUGUUUGAUGUACAUGUGUACAAGUUUUUUAAACAAAACCAAUAAUAAUAAUAAUUACACUUAACACAUUACCGGCUACCUGUAAGAAGGUAAUCUUUUAAAAAGAAAUAAAGAUGCACUGUUGUUCCAAA